GCCGCGUCCGUCUCCCGGGACCCCGCGGUUGCCUUGACUACGGCGGGCGCUGUGGAAGUCGCGGAGCUGCGAGCGCUGAGGCGCGGCGCGGAGCCGGGCGGGCGGAGAGCAUGAGGAGCGGGUGCCUGUGUCAGAUUUGUACCUGCGGGCGUCAUCAUUGUCCACAUGGAACCACAAGGAUUUAUGAAAAUUCUGGCGUGUUUUGCCCCACAACUGAAUAUUUGGAAAAAUAUCCUAUGUAUGGCAAUGUUCUUCCAUCUCAGAGUCUUAAACCCAAGCAGGAAGUUCAAGCAUGCCGUGGUAAAAUGGAAGGAAUAACUACAUUUAAGUCGGAUUAUCGUCCUUAUGAAAUAGUCAAACCACCUCGCCACAUACCAGAAGAAUAUAAACCGAAACAGGGGAAGAUUGAUCUUGGCACCACCUACAAACGAGAUUUUAAUUCCUAUAAAAUGCAGCCUGUGGCAAUAGUCCGCCCUUUGGAAAGACAACAAGUUAAAAAAGAAAAAUUGGACACUGUCCCAACCUAUAAAGAUGAUUAUAGAGCUUGGGACAUUCAGAAAAGUGAACUUUAUAAACCAGAACAAACUUACCAUCCCCCUACCGUGAAAUUUGGAAAUUCAACUACGUUUCAGGAUGACUAUGUUCCUCGGGAGAUAAAGCUUAGGCAAAGCUUUAAACCCUCCUCUGUGGUCAAACGUUCUACGGUCCCUUUUAAUGGUGAUACCAGUUAUUGCCUUGAUUAUGUACCUCAUCAGCUAGAAUUCAAGUCUGAAAGGCCUAAAAAAGUUUACAAACCAACGGACCAACCCUUUGAAGAUCUCACAACUCACCGGAAUGACUUUCAGGGUCUUGUUGGUGAAACUGCAAAAAUCUGCAGACCUGCGUAUACCAGAGUGACCCAAAAUGCUCAGUUUCAAGGAAGCACUGAAUUCCGUGAAAGUUUCCAAUCGUGGGAAAUCCCAACACCUGCAGCCAAGAAAGUACCAGAGUAUGUGCCCCCUACAGGGAGCAUGGAGCUGCACAGCAGGAGCCAUCUGGACUACGUUCCAUAUCAGACCAGUCGCGUGGUUCCCAUCCGGCCAGUUUCUCGUAGAAGAAGUAACAGUUUUCCUUUCCAAGGAAAAAGCACCAUGAAGGAAGAUUUUCCAGCAUGGGAAAGUUGUCGUCAAGGACUUAUUAAGCAGCAGCAGCAGAUCCCCAACCCAUCUGGAAAAUUUGAUGAUUUGAGCACUUUCAGAUCUCACUAUGUGCCACAUGAAUUGAUUCCAACAAAGAGUUGCAAACCUUUAAAUGUUACUUUUAAGAGUUCUGUUCCAUUUGAUGAUGUAACCAUGUACUCUAUAGAGUACACACCGAAGAAACAGGAAAUCUGCCCAGCUAGUUAUCCCUCUCCUCCUGGUUAUAUAUUUGAAAAUACAAAUUCCCAAGGUCAUAAAUUCUUCCGCAAGAUCAUUCCUGCAGUGAAGGCCUUCUAAUCAUCAAAUUGUGCUUAAAACGAAGCUAACUAGCAAGGUGUUGGUUUUUCAAGGGAAAGCCCAAUUUUUAUAGUGAGAAAAAUUUUUUGAGAGGUAUAAUAAUGCUUUGGGUUUUAAACAAGAAAAUUGGAAAGGUAUUAUAGGAGAUCAGAAUCUUAAAAUCCAUUUGUAUUAUUUUAAUCAAGAUUGUUCUUUAAUAUGCAUUUCUCAAGGUUGAAUAAUGUACAUUCUCCUGUGAACUAUUUUAAUACCCAACAUACUGUUUGGUAGCUUGUCCCCAAUCUAUUAUUAUUUAUACUUGUGUUUAUCAUUGUGGCGGUUGUAUGGUUAUGCACAUUACAGUUGUCAUUUACCAAGCACAUCAGGACUAUCUAGAACACCAUGGAAAAUGAUAUAAAUUCCUCCUCCAAGAGAAUAGGAUUCACUUUCCUCAGACUCCUGGUAUACACCAAGUCAAGUUUUGGUGUGUGGCGUGGGGACUGCUCUGCCGCUUCACACCGUGUUCAAGUUAAGAAGAGGCAAGGAAAGGCUCUGUGGGCUGGGAAUCCAAGGACCUAAGUUCUGAUGACAUCAAUUUCUAUUUGCACCACCUUAGGCAAGUGACUCAUGUCUCUGAGCCUCAGUGUCUUCAUUUGUAAAAGGAGAUGUGUUCUCAAAAAAGUUUGUUUUGAGCAUCAGAUUAUAUUAUGCAUUUUGAUCCACAAAGUAAAAGUACACAUGUAAUGGAUUGUGUUAAUAAAUCACUCAAUCUCUUUUUGUACUUGUUUUUUCAUUUUCAAAUUAGGAUAAUUACCCACUCCUCAUUUUCUGGCUGGUGGCCAGGAUGGUAAAAUAACCUAAUUUGCAUUGAGCUUAUGAGUAGUGUGUACUUCUAAGAAGAGCCUUGUCCUCUAAAGUUUCAUGAACACCCAAGAAGUUUUUAUGGAGAAUGUAGAGCUUGGAUUGGGAUAAAUACCUGGGUUUGAAUGACAGUAUUUGCAGAAAGGAAAAACUAGUUGCGAGAGUAGUUUUAGGAAUACCGACAGCUCUGAAGAAAUCUUCAGGGUAAACUCAGGUAAUUUGUGCAUCUAAUUGCCACACUCAUAAUCACUGUUCAGAAGCAGAACCAGGCCCAGGAUGGGUCAUAGUCACCUUGUUCACCUCUUCCAGUAUGAAGAUAAGUGCUGAGAAGGGAGGAAAGAAAUGAUGCCAGUAAGCGAAGUAGAAGCAACAUAACGCAAUUAUAAAUGCUGGAAAUUUUCUAAUGAAUUAAACUCUUAUUGGGUGGCUGGUUUUUUAAAAAAUAAAUGUUUGCAGUGUGGAAGAAUAUGAUUUAGCAUAAAGUAAAUUUUAGUUUUUUAUGGCUUCAGAAUUGUUUCAAAAUAUACUUUAUUGAGAAUAGAUUCAUCAAUGUUUGGUUAAAAUACUUUUAAUUAUUUGAAAGUAAUGUGUUCUUGUUUAUAUUUGCAUUUAUUAGUGAAAAUUGU
Lemur catta (Ring-tailed lemur) is the source of this 2941-nucleotide messenger RNA. It is a transcript of the gene SAXO2, whose product is annotated as stabilizer of axonemal microtubules 2. The record is from RefSeq and is a predicted model, not a curated record. Bases 111 to 1475 code for a protein of 454 amino acids. The transcript is spliced from 4 exons. Gene Ontology annotation, cellular component: centriole; sperm flagellum; cytoskeleton. Gene Ontology annotation, biological process: microtubule anchoring. Lineage: Eukaryota; Metazoa; Chordata; Mammalia; Primates; Lemuridae. Gene Ontology annotation, molecular function: microtubule binding.